AUGGAGACAAGACAGGGGGAAGACGUGCAGCAAGGUGACCCUAUUAACACUAAAUUGGACCGGUUGUUGGAUCGUUUCGAUAAAUUGGACGCGUGGAGGGACGAGACGGAUCGGAGGUUUGAGAAUCUUGAGGCGCCUCCCUCACGCGAGGUAGAACCCCCAUCGCGGCAUGGCGAUUGGGAUGAGUAUGAGGAUAUGGAUGUUCGGGGCAAGAGGCCAUGGGACAGAGGGAAUAGGCCUCGCCGUGCGACAGUGAGUGGAGACCCAUCGGGGUUUGAUUCUGCCCGUUCCAGGUUUAACGGUUUCAAUCAAUCGUUUGACCGCCCAACGUCCUGUUGGGACCCGCCCCAGCGUUUUACUUCGCGCGACUCAUCGUUUGAUAAAGCCGAAAGGGUUAAGAUGGCGGCACCGCGGUUCGAUGGCUCUGACACGACGAAUUGGGUGUCGCGAGUCCAAUUUUAUUUUAAUCAUCUGAUGAUGCCAGACGCACAUCGCUUACACUAUGCGGUGAUGUUGUUUGAUCCUCCGGCAUCGGAGUGGGUCUUUAACUAUUGCGCGAACAAUGAAUUUGUCACGUGGCAGGAGUUCUUGGAGGAUGUACGACAUCGUUUUGACAGAGAGAGUUUUCAAGACUACUUCGGCCUAAUUGCAAAAUUGACACAAACGGGGUCAGUGCUCGAGUAUCAUGAUACGUUUGAGAAGUACCUCAACCGGGUUCAGGGCGUUCCGGAAUCACAGUUGCUCACUCUGUUCGUGGCAGGUUUAAAGCCGGAUAUGCAAGAAAGGUUGCGCCUACAUCGCCCGUCAUCUCUAGCCGCGGCGAUGGCUUUGACCUUGGAACUGGCUGACUCUCACAGCGAUCGCCAACAGCCACAGCAGACCUCUCGUCGUCCGUGGCAGCCCCGGGAGACUCGCAAUCAGACAGUCCCGAAUCCCAGCCAGACGACGACCCAGAAUACCAUAGGCCAGACUCAACAGCCGGCUCAGGGGCGCUUUUCCAACCCCUCUGACCAACCUCAGAUCCGAGUGUCCCAGGCUGAGAAGGCAGAGCGUGCGAAGCUGGGUCUCUGCUACUAUUGCCCAGAUAAGUGGGUCUUUGGCCACAUUUGCAAACAGCGGCUCCUCUGCUAUGCCAAAGAUCCAAUCGAUGUGGAAGACGGAGAUUUAGAGAAUGUUACAACUGAGGAUUUCGAAGACACAGAGGUAGCACACGUCCACGCUAUGUAUGGGGGUCGUAGAUCGCGGCCACUGAAAGUGAUAGGGACCAUACAGGAUCGGGAAGUGUGUAUUUUGAUUGAUACGGGGAGCGAUCGGGAUUUCCUACAUCCGCAAAUCGCGGAGGGAUUGCACCUACCGCUUUCACCUAUUCGGUCAUUUAGAGUUAUUGUGGGGAAUGGCGAGGCUCUGCUUUGCACGCACAUUUCAAAGCAGACGAAAUUGGAAAUACAAGGAACAACAUUUUUGGUGGAUCUGCAUAUUCUGCCGGGGGAUCAACAGGUCAUUCUGAAAGGCAUCUUACCUCCACCCCGCCGCGUUAAUCUCCAACUUUUGGCAUCAUUAGUUCCUUCGCAGGAGGUGCUCGACAUCUUUGAAUUGUUGUUGCUGGACACAGAAGCCGCUCAAUCAGAGCAGACCGCGGGCGGGGAUUUUCCAGAUGGGCUACCGUCGGGUAUAGUGGAUGUGUUGACGCAAUUCAAGCCAGUUUUUAGCUUGCCGGCGGGGAUGCCACCCAAAAGGCUUUUCGAUCACCGUGUCCAUUUGUUGCCAGGAAUGAAACCCAUCAAUGUAAUACCUUAUCGCUAUCCUUAUUUUCAGAAGAAUGAAAUUGAACGACAGGUCAAGGACAUGCUUGAGCGGGGCAUUAUCCAGCGAAGCAGCAACCCAUUUUCAUCCCCCGUGCUCCUCAUCAGGAAGAAGGAUGGGACGUUUCACUUUUGCAUCGAUUACCGUGCUUUGAAUAGUGCAACAGUCCCGGAUCAUUUUCCAAUUCCGACGGCAGAUGGACUCUUUGACGAGCUAGGCAAGGCUCUAAUCUUCACUAAAUUGGAUCUACGUUCGGGGUACCAUCAAAUCAGAAUGCAUGACGAGGACAUUUUCAAAACGGCUUUCCGCACUCAUGAUGGCCAUUUUGAGUUUUUGGUCAUGCCGUUCGGUCUCACAAAUGCGCCCCGGACUUUUCAGGCAGCCAUGAAUGCUAUUUUUCAACCGAUGCUCCGAAAGUUCGUCAUUGUCUUCUUCGAUGACAUUUUAGUCUACAGCCCGUCGGCGGAGGCGCACGGGCAGCAUCUGGCUGCUGUUCUCGACGUGUUGCAGAAGAACAAUUUUUUCGUGAAGUUAUCGAAGUGCUCUUUUUGUAGCUCCACGGUGGAUUAUUUAGGCCAUUUAAUCAGCAAGGGCCUUUUGAAGGCCGAUCAGAGCAAAAUUGUUGCUAUGACAGCCUGGCCUACACCCAAGUCGGUUAAGCAGCUCCGGGGUUUCUUGGGGUUGACGGGGUACUACCGUCGGUUUAUUGCAGGAUACGCUAUGAUUACGGCUCCAUUAACCGAGCUGCUCAAGAAAGUUUCCUUCCAUUGGUCUACUGAAGCUGAGGAGAGUUUUGGGAACUUAAAGACAGCGAUGACUUCAGCACCGGUUCUUCAACUGCCAGACUUUGAUCGCCAGUUCUGUAUAGAGACCGACGCGUCAGAUCUUGGCAUCGGGGCAGUGUUGUUGCAGGAUAGCCACCCCAUAGCUUUUUUUCAGCAAGAAACUAGGUCCUCGACGUCGUGUGGCAUCUACGUAUCACAAGGAAUUAAGAGCUUGAAGGAAUUACUACAGCAAGUCGUUCAAACCCCGGAUCAACAGCUCUAUGUGAGGAAGUUAACGGGGUACAAGUUCAGGAUAGAAUACAAAAAAUGGACGUCCAACAGCGCGGCAGACGCACUUUCACGCCGCGCUGAGCCAACCGACGACGAGUCUGCUGUCAGUGGAGAGAGCGUGGAGCUCGGAAAUGCGCAGGAAGAUGGAGUUCUCCUGACAGCAGCCGCCUGCCCGGUCCCACAUCUGAUGGACCUGCUGCGACGCGAGACGGCCUCGUCUCCGGCAAUACGGGAAAUGACGAAGGAGAUAAAGGAGGGACGCGCCCCGCCUCAUUUUUCGUGGGUGGACGGUUUGGUCUAUUAUAAGAGACGGAUUUAUGUGGGUUCCCGGUCUUCAGCUCGCAAUCCGAUCCUGACCGAAUAUCAUUGUUCUCAAUCGGCGGGCCAUCCGGGUUUUGAGAGAACUCUCCGUCGGGUAAUCGCCGAGUUCUAUUGGCCGAAUAUGAAGGAGGAGAUUCGACGUUUCGUCUAG
Molecule: messenger RNA, 3330 nt
Organism: Salvia splendens (bonfire salvia)
Lineage: Eukaryota; Viridiplantae; Streptophyta; Magnoliopsida; Lamiales; Lamiaceae
Exons: 3
Coding region: 1-3330 (1109 amino acids)
Source: RefSeq, a predicted model, not a curated record